AAUGUUGCAGAAAAUGUAUGAAAGUAAAAUAAAAAAAAAUACAGAAAUAUAGAGUGGUUGAGAUAAAAUCAUGUGAAUUGGAAUAAGAAAACAGGGUUAUUUGUGUUAAACUGCAGUGUUUGAAUCAUUACACUACACUGACAGUCACCUGACAGUCACCUGACAGUCACCUGCAUUAACGUAACAUUAUCCUGGAAGUUACAGCCCUCGGCGACCACGCAGACUUUUAAUUUGAAAAGCCGCCACCGGAUGUUGGGUUCCCUCUCUCUCAGGUCUGCGCUGACACCGGCCAUCCAGCACAGAGCAGCCUCGACUGCCGUAUUCAGAGACCCCCGCUCUCCCAGUUCCUGUUUCCGCCGCAGCCUUUCUACCCAAUUCUCUGGAGCAACAAAUCUCGGCUGACGCUGCGACAGACCCGGCCCCCGCAGCCCCGGUCGGAUGCCGCUGGAAGCCGGUGUAUCACGUCAAGAUUGUUGACCCACACUCUGCGAGCUGCUAACAGCUACUCAGUGAACGGGACAGACUGCCAAACAUGAGGAUCAUCGGCUUACAGAAAAUAACCUCCUGAUAUGAAUUGCUAAGAGCUGAUAGUAGGAACCAACUCGAGUAAAAGAAUCCCAUUGGACAGGAAGGAAACAGCAAGACAGUGUGGGACACGGGUCAACCUGGAGCUGGGUGGAGGGGAGAAGACACCAGUCGGGCUGUCAAAAUGCUAGCCAUGCUUUAGCACACACGGGAGAGGCUGCCUGAUCGCUGGAGAAACACCCACACGCCUUUUCUCACCCACGCCUGAGACACAAACACACGCAUCUCCCUCCCCAUCCGUCAUUCAGCGAACACCAUCCCUGCAAAGAUGCCGAUGCCAAGGUUGGCGCUGUGGCACUUGUGGUGACGGGGCACAGAGUGUGUGUGCGCGCAUCCGGCAGGCAGGCCGGUGGGUCGGUUGGUGUACGGGCACACCAAGAGGCAUUUUCGGGUGGGUGAGGUUGAACCAUGCGGCCCUGGGCGGGUUCAUGGCGUUGGAUUACCCUGGUGCUGUUGGCCUGGGGCACGCUGCUCUUCUACAUCGGAGGUCACUUAGUGAGGGACAGCGAUCACCCCGAGCGGUCCAGCCGGGAGCUUUCCAAGAUCCUGGCCAAGCUAGAGCGGCUCAAGCAGCAGAAUGAAGACCUGCGGCGCAUGGCCGAAUCGCUCAGCAUACACCCGAGCUGGCGUGGACUCCAUCAGCAAAACCUGAAGCAGGAUGAUGACCCCAAACACACAUCAAAUCAUGCUGGGACAACGAUACCAGAGGGUCAGGCAGAAGCCGGGUCCCUGGCUGCAGGGAGACUGCGCUCCCUGGAGGACCAGUUAACCAUAGCCAAACAGAAGAUCCACAGCUUCCAGAAACUCACUGGAGAUGGCCCUGGGCCCAAUCAGGAGGAGCUGCGGAGGAGGGUGGAGAACGGCGUUAAGGAGUUCUGGUAUUUUGUUCGCAGCGAGGUGAAGAAAUUGGCCACCGUGGAGCCCAGCGAGAGGCAGAAGUACGCCGACACGCUCCUGCAGGACCUGGGACACCAGGAGAGGUCCAUCAUGACAAACUUGUACUACCUCAGCCAGGCGGACGGAGUGGGCGAGUGGAGAAUGAAGGAAGCUAAAGACCUCUCGGAUCUGGUCCAGAACAGAAUCACCUACCUACAGAACCCCCCAGACUGCAGUAAGGCAAGAAAGCUGGUGUGUAACAUCAAUAAGGGCUGUGGUUAUGGCUGCCAGCUCCACCAUGUCGUCUACUGCUUCAUGAUUGCUUAUGGCACCCAGCGCACGCUCAUCCUGGAGUCUCACAACUGGCGUUACGCCCCUGGCGGCUGGGAGACGGUUUUCCUGCCCGUCAGUAACACCUGCACUGACCGCUCUGGAGCCACAACUGGACACUGGUCAGGAGAGGCCCACGAUAAGGACGUCCAAGUUGUGGAGUUGCCUAUUGUGGACAGUCUGCACCCUCGGCCACCCUACCUCCCCCUGGCCAUCCCGGAGGACCUGGGCCCGCGCCUGCAUCGUCUUCACGGCGACCCCUCCGUCUGGUGGGUGUCCCAGUUUGUCAAGUACCUGGUGCGCCCACAGGCGUGGCUGGAGAAGGAGAUCCAGCAGAGCACCGCCAAGCUGGGCUUCAAACAUCCCAUCAUCGGAGUCCACGUGAGGAGGACAGAUAAAGUGGGGACGGAGGCAGCCUUCCACCCCAUCGAGGAGUACAUGCUGCACGUGGAGGAGCAGUUCCAACAUCUGGCCAGACGUGUGCACGUGGACAAGAAACGAGUUUACCUGGCCACUGACGAUCCGUCCCUGCUGCAGGAAGCCAAGACCAAGUAUCCAGACUACGAGUUCAUCAGCGAUAACUCCAUCUCGUGGUCGGCGGGCCUUCACAACCGCUACACCGAGAACUCGCUGAGAGGGGUCAUCCUGGACAUCCACUUCCUGUCUCAGACCGACUUCCUGGUCUGCACCUUCUCCUCGCAGGUCUGCCGCGUGGCCUAUGAGAUAAUGCAGAUGCUGCAUCCAGACGCCUCGUCUUUCUUCUACUCCCUGGACGACAUCUACUACUUCGGAGGCCAGAACGCCCACAACCAGAUCGCCAUAUACCCUCACCAGCCACGCAACAGCGAGGACAUUCCCCUGGAGCCCGGCGACGUGAUCGGCGUGGCCGGCAACCACUGGGACGGAUACUCCAAAGGCAUCAACCGCAAACUGGGCCGCACGGGCCUCUACCCUUCCUACAAGGUCAAAGAGAAAAUCGAGACGGUGAAGUACCCGACGUACCCCGAGGCAGACAAACUGCUCAACUCUCAAAAGAAGUAAUAAGAAGAAAUGAAAAAAAAUAAUAAAAGAGGAGAAGGAGCGAGGAGAAACACGCAGACUCCGAUUCCAGGGAAGGAGGCUGCUUUUUUUUGUACAGAAGAGAGAGGCGUACUUAGUGCGCUAAGCUGAGAAGAAAAGAAAAAAAGCCUGCACCCAGGGGUGAUAGGAAUGAGAAUGCACUCUGUGUGUUUAUGUGGGAGCGCGUGUGUAUGUGUGUGUGUGUCUGCGCGCACGAAGGAGCGCAAGCGAGCAAGCGUGUGUGGGUGUGUGUGUGUGUGUGUGUGUGCGUGUGCGCACUUGUGUAAAUGCCUGUGCAUAUGUCAGGUCAUGGAAGACUUGCACCCUACCACCACUCCCCCGCCCGACUCUCUGACGUCUGUCGGGUCUGUAGAGAUUUUAGACGUUGAACAUUGAUUUUAAAAUAAAAGCAAGAAAACAAUUAAAAUCCACACAACUGACCAAGCUCGCUCUCCAGAGACACGACUGGGGGACUACUGUAAGACUGGCACACCCCAGAGUUAGCUUCGAAUCAAUGACUGGGGGGGGGGAGAAAAAAAAAUGACAAACUGGAAAAAAAGUGUUUUGAUUUUUAUUUAAUUCUUUUCAGUGGUUUUGAUUCUAAUCUUGCCUUUUUUUCAGUUUUUUCCUCCUGGGGUUCUGUUUUUGUUUACUGAAUGUACUGUAUCCUCUUCUUACCAUGCUCACCGCUGCCCCUCCUCCUCCUCCUCCUCCACCUCCUCCACCUCCUACCUGCUCCACUCACUGUGCUUCCUCCACCUCGUCUCUACAUGUGCAAUUAUUUUUUAAAAUACCAUAUUGUGCUUUUAUCGAGUGUUUUUAACGGUCUUAAUUUUGUGUGCGUGUGUGUGGGGGGGGGGCUUGUGCAUUGUAUACUGUACAGUGUGUGUGUGUGUGUGUGUGUGUGCGUGUGAGCGGACGGAUGAGUGUGUGCGUGCGAGAGUGUGACUGAGCGAGCCUGUGUGUGCUGUUUUAAGUCUAAGGGGGCCAUGUCACGACCUGGUGCCUGGUUAUUGGUGAGCAGUGUGUGUUUAUUUUUUAUUUUUCCUCCCCGCUGAAUAGUGUUUGUGUGGCCGGCGGGAGACUGGCAGCGACAGCAGGGGGGGAACUGUCCUCAGCCCCCCCUCCCUCAGCACUUGGAUCAAACUCCAGUCACUCCGCUUGGUGAACCUCUAGUGAACAAUGGUAAGAUUAUGUGGAGUUUGGUGAACUCAUGGUGCACGCACACGCCGCAGACAUAGGAGCCGUCCCCGACUUGAGGCUCACCAAAAGAAGCACUCCGCCGAGAAAAAAAAAAAAAGUCCUUUUUUUCAGCGCCUCUGCUGUCUCUUCUGUCCAUCUACUUGUUUGUUUUUAUUUUCUACGUUUUAACAUUGCUGUUUUAAAAAUAAAUGAGGAAAAAUAUGUUUAAAAAUGAUAAUGCUAUGUCAUGUCAAACUCAGAGUCCCCAUCAUGAAGGCUUUUUUUCAUAACUUAUGUUCUUGGGCAUUGUCUUUGAUAACCACAAAUCGAAUAAACUUGAGAAACCAA
Messenger RNA from Acanthopagrus latus (yellowfin seabream), 4380 nucleotides. RefSeq names its product fucosyltransferase 8b (alpha (1,6) fucosyltransferase) (gene fut8b). Gene Ontology annotation, biological process: protein N-linked glycosylation. The transcript is spliced from 12 exons. Gene Ontology annotation, cellular component: Golgi cisterna membrane. The record is from RefSeq and is a predicted model, not a curated record. Bases 994 to 2832 code for a protein of 612 amino acids. Gene Ontology annotation, molecular function: protein binding; glycoprotein 6-alpha-L-fucosyltransferase activity. Lineage: Eukaryota; Metazoa; Chordata; Actinopteri; Spariformes; Sparidae.